Aedes aegypti (yellow fever mosquito) is the source of this 1849-nucleotide messenger RNA. RefSeq lists its product as uncharacterized. The coding region runs from base 215 to 820 and encodes 201 amino acids. NCBI's taxonomy places the organism in Eukaryota, Metazoa, Arthropoda, Insecta, Diptera, Culicidae. The record is from RefSeq and is a predicted model, not a curated record. The transcript is spliced from 5 exons.
GUCCAACGGCAGUAAAAAUCAGGCGAAGAUCGUUUGAGGAUCAUAUGCUGGGGCAUCCUCUGCCAGGCAGUCCGCAGUUGAAUUCAGAACAAAUCGGAACGUGUGAUGAUCUCUUAGCAAGUCGUAAAGAAAGUGCACAUAUCUCGACCGCACAUACUAAAAAUUUGUCAUUCGUGAAUUUGGGGAGUUUGAACAGUGGAUCAACGUCAAGAUCAUGGAACGGAUCUUCAGUGGAUAUAUCAAAGCGCACGGAUACGCGAUCGCUGUGUGCUCCCUCAUGUUUGGGUGCAUCUUCGCCUUGAAUGUGGUCCACGUGGGAAAUUUUCCACAAACUGGUAGAAUCUUCGGAAACGACGAUCAGGGCGAGGACGGCGCCAGCAGCAGCAGUAGUGACAUUGAUGUCGAUCGGAUAAGCACCGGCCAAACCUACUUCCGAAUGCAUCCGAUGGGUCAGUUGGUUUUCUCGUUGGCCUGGGUGCUGACGGGGACGAUCUUCCUGGUGGGACUGCUGUUCGAGAAGAAGAAGACCAUACUGCCCUUUGCCAGCGUUUUCACCAUCGAUUGGAGCGUCAUUCUGAUCCGACAUCUGACCGCUCUGGAGCAGAGAAGUUUCCAGGAGGUGGUCCUUUCGUCCGGUACUGCAGUAUUAGUGGUAAUCCCUGUGUACGUAGGCUUCACUCUAGCCGCCCUACACCGAUUGUUUGAGCAACGUUCCCGAGAACGAGCCCAGCUAGCCGAAGAGAACGGAGACUUAGAAAACGGCCGGAAACCGGUGAAAUUCAUACUUGGUGACGAAUUUGACGAUUCUUGGAUCAGCUAGGCAUCGAACGAAGAUUACCUAAUUGAAUCGAUAGUGGUAGCAACGCUUAGUAUUAACAUCCCUUCCAAGAACAGAAAACAUGUGUCCUUUUUGUUUGUAAAUAUUAUUCUUGUAAGAAAGGGGCAAAACAAAUCAACCUAUUGAACUGAAUCGUACAAAACAGCGAGUAUUCUUGAUCAUUGAUUCGAUCGGUCCCUAUGGCUUGGAGUAAACAUAAUGAUCAUUAGGGGAGCGGCUGAUCACCACCAAAUGACGUGUUGUCGAAGCCUCUACCCAGUAGAAUGAAAACUUGGUUGCAUUAUCUCGACGUGGUGAGGCGUUCCCCAAUCGAAAUUCAGCUUCGAACGGUUCGCAGCCUUAUCAGUGUUGUUUAUACGCUCAUCGAAGAUCAUCCAAGUGAAGAAAUAUGCUGUUGUCAAUUCAAACUCAGUCAAUCCCCAGGGCUGGCGUAGAGAACAUUGAUCCUCGACAGAAUGUACAAACCACUAGCGAGAUACGUCAAAUUCAAUGGAUAUCUGAUCUUCGUCUGCACGCUACUGAUCGUGUUCUACGAAACGAUAUCGCUGACUCGGCAAACUCUGUACUAUGAGCAAAACCAGCAAGUUCUGCAAGAAUACAACUUUAUCAGGAGGCAUUUGGUUGGACGAUGGAUUGCCGCAGUCGUUUGGUUGGUAGCCCUGGCGUCGUAUUUUCUUGCGAUGCAAUGGAAAGAUGCCGGAUUUUUGAAGCCUGCCGAACUUCUCUUCUGGAUCGAUUUCCUAAUGGUGCUCUUUGAGGAUGUCAUCCGAACGUGCAAGGGAGAUGGUGACGAAAGGUUCAUCAGGGACGAGCAAUGUUUGGUCGUCUAUGUGGUGAUUGUGGUCUAUGUGCUGUAUACUAUUAACAUGUUGAAAACACUGUUCCAGAAGUCACACUUGGAGGUGAAGAGCAGGGAAAGCAAAAUAAACUUAAUCAAAAGCUUAGGAUUUACAGUAUGAAAUCGGGAAUUCGCGCCAAAAUUGAAAUAUAUUCGACUGAUUUUUUUUUUCA